Juglans regia (Persian walnut) is the source of this 900-nucleotide messenger RNA. Its product is annotated as NDR1/HIN1-like protein 10. The transcript has a single exon. Lineage: Eukaryota; Viridiplantae; Streptophyta; Magnoliopsida; Fagales; Juglandaceae. Gene Ontology annotation, cellular component: plasma membrane. The record is from RefSeq and is a predicted model, not a curated record. Bases 114 to 812 code for a protein of 232 amino acids.
CCCAAAAUUCACCCACCUUUCUUCUCCUCAUCACUACCAUCAUAUCCCAAAUAAGAACUAUGUAUUAAUUUUAAACAAAGAGAGCUUAGCUAUCUCGCAACCAACCUACGAUAAUGGCGUUUCCCUACACUUCUUCGACUGCCAACUCCAUUUCUAGCGCCACCUCCCUAUCCCAACAUCCGUACCAUCACUCCCUCCCCACAUCACCGCCCACCAACCGCGUCGUCAAGUGUUCUGCUGUUCGCCGCUUGAUAUGGGUCCUGGUUUCUAUGUUGAUCAUAUUCACCUCUAUCAUCUCAAUAGCAUGGCUUAUCCUCAAACCCAAAACUCCCCUUUUCAAAGUAGACUCCCUCAACGUCUCCAACUUUGCUGUCUCUGAAUCACAGAUAAGGGGAAGGUUCGCCAUCGUAAUCCUCAUGACUAAUCCCAACAAGAAAAUUAACUUGUACUUUGACAAUUUCGAUGCAUCUGUGUCUUACCGGAGAACCCGUCUUUCUAAGACUUCGAUGACACCUCUCUCUUUGGAGAAGAUGGAACGAACAAGCUUGACUGCCGAUCUAAAACCCGAUUCACAUCGCUGUCUGAAGAGAAAGGAGUUUAAGGACUUGGGCGGGAAGUUAAGGCGUGGGUGGGUUGACUUUGACGUGAACAUGCUGGUUAUAACAACGUUUAGAGCUGGAAAUUGGCUUCGCAUGGAAAGAUCAAUGGCUGUUCAUUGCAAGAACCUCAAGGUUAUCUUCUCAUCUUCUUCUAAAUCAACUGGAAUGCUCGAAAAUCAAAUCACAGAAAAUUGCGUGGUUGUUUAUUCCUAAGACUAGCUUUGAAGUGUUUGGAUGAUGAGAUGAGUUGAGAUUGUAAUUUGUAAAUAAUAAUGAGAUUAUUAGUUGAAAUUAGAUGUGA